Cimex lectularius (bed bug) is the source of this 1795-nucleotide messenger RNA. RefSeq names its product cytosol aminopeptidase-like. Gene Ontology annotation, molecular function: manganese ion binding; metalloaminopeptidase activity. NCBI's taxonomy places the organism in Eukaryota, Metazoa, Arthropoda, Insecta, Hemiptera, Cimicidae. Gene Ontology annotation, biological process: proteolysis. Gene Ontology annotation, cellular component: cytoplasm. The record is from RefSeq and is a predicted model, not a curated record. The transcript is spliced from 6 exons. Bases 118 to 1740 code for a protein of 540 amino acids.
GUUGUUGCUUGGCAACUGACAAUUUAGAAAAGAAAAAGUAGAGUAGUAAACUUUAUAGUUAGAAUUUAUUUAGAUUGUAGCUGAGGAUAAUAGGUUACGAAUAAAAUUAAUUUAAAGAUGAAUACUAUUAAGAAUAUCCGAAGUACGCUGUCUAACAAAGGAAAUCUAAAUCUUGCUUGGUUCGGUUAUCAAGACUCAAAAAGAAAUCUAACGCAGCAGUCAGGCGAAAACUACGAUGUAAGAGUGAACUGUUCAAACACGACUUCUGUGCCAACUGGGUUGAUAAUCGGGGUGUACAGCGAAGAGGGCGAUUUGAAAGGGCAGACUGCGGACUUCACUCCAGCAGGGAAAAAGUUCAACGAUAGCGUUAAAGGGUUCGUAAAGGAUCAAUUGCUGAGAACGCUUCCCCUUCCAAAACUGGGCCAAGUGCGUCUCUUCUAUGGAGUUGAUGACAGGUUUAACGCAGUGGCUGUUGUGGGGCUUGGGACAGACUGCAUUGGCUACAAUCCAGUGGAAGAAAUUGACGAGCAAAAGGAAGUGAUUAGGGUAGCGGCGGCUGUAGGCGCGAGAGCUCUCCAGGACUUGCAGAUCUACCGUAUCAUGGUCGAGAGUUUUGGACAUGCCGAAUCGGCAGCAGAAGGUGCCACUAUGGGUCUUUGGGUCUACCAAGAGCACAGGGCCGAAAAAAAGCAGCUUGUGGUACCAAAGUUGAUUUUAUUUGAUUCCGAGGACUGGAUAGGCUGGCAAAUAGGCCAACAGAAAGCAAAUGCUCAAAACCUCGCUAGGCAAUUCUCAGAAACACCAGCAAAUUUAUUGACGCCGUCAGUCUUUGCCCAGAGCUCUGUGGAAGUUUUGACUAAAGCAGGUGUAAAUGUUGAAGUCAAAGUUCAAAACUGGGCUAAGUUACGUGGGUUCAAUGCGUUCUUGUCUGUUGGAAGUGGAUCUUGUCAGCCACCAAUUUUUCUAGAAGCAUAUUAUGAAGGGUGCGAUCCUGAUGUAUCUCCUGUUGUGCUAAUAGGAAAAGGAGUUACAUUUGAUGCUGGAGGUGUUUGCCUUCAUCGUUGCUUCGAUUUGAGGGAUUUGAGAGGCGACAUGGCAGGAGCAGCAAGUGUAGUGGCAGCUUUGAGAGCAAUUUCAACGCUACAGCUUCCAAUUAAUGUUAGAGGUUUGAUCCCAUUAUGCGAAAACAUGCCUGGUGCUUCUGCAUAUAAACCUGGUGACAUAAUAAGAGCUCAAAAUGGCAAAACCAUAUUGGUUCAGACAACAGCAAAUGAAGGCCGGCUUAUAUUAGCGGAUGCAUUGAGUUACUGUGCAGUAUACAAUCCUAAAUUUGUUGUUGAUAUUGGAACUUUGACGACUGAAGUUAAGAAGCUUAUGGGAGCGUCUGCAGCAGGAGUUUUCACCAACUCGGACCAACUUUACGAUCUGUUAAGGAUAGCAUCAAUUCAUACAGGGGACCGGGUUUGGCGUCUACCUCUCUGGGAGUAUUUUACCGAAGAUGUCACCAACACGGAAAAGUCGGAUGUCCAGAAUGUUGGGACCCCUGAUCACGGCGGUGCUUGCAAUGCAGCGGCUUUCCUCAAGGAAUUUGUUCCCAAUUUGACAGACUGGGUGCACAUUGACACAUAUGGUAUCGUGAAAGCGGACCUCCAAAGCCCGCCCUAUCUUCGACCCGGGAUGUCUGGAAGGCCGACAAGAACAAUAAUUGAAUUUCUAUCACAACUAGCAUGUCGCAAUUAAAUAAUAAGAUUAUAAAAAGUAAAAUAAAUUACUAAAAAACAAGUUAAACAUUAAA